Messenger RNA from Colletotrichum phormii, 1833 nucleotides. RefSeq names its product N-acetylglucosamine-6-phosphate deacetylase. Lineage: Eukaryota; Fungi; Ascomycota; Sordariomycetes; Glomerellales; Glomerellaceae. The record is from RefSeq and is a predicted model, not a curated record. Gene Ontology annotation, molecular function: N-acetylglucosamine-6-phosphate deacetylase activity. The transcript is spliced from 3 exons. Gene Ontology annotation, biological process: N-acetylglucosamine catabolic process. Bases 153 to 1475 code for a protein of 440 amino acids.
CUCAAAGCUACUGCGUUUCGCCUUUCUGUUCAUGGCGUCGUUACUGAAGUGCAACCCAAACCCAAACCUCCCACCAAUCCGGAAGCACCUCGACCUCAACCUCAGCCCUCAUCACCCAGUCUGACAACACACAUAUACAUACACACCCCAAGAUGCCCAUCGCCAUCCCCAAGACGCCGAAGAAUGGCAUCACAAAGUUCACAAACUGCCGUCUUGUCAAGGGCGACGCCCUCGUGCCAGAAGACAUCUGGGUCAGCUCCGUCACGGGCAAGAUCAUCCACAGCCAGGCCGCUUUUUUCGAUGACCUCUGUCUCCCGGAUGAGACCAUCAACCUGGGCGGCCGCAUCGUGUCGGCCGGUAUGAUUGAUUGCCAGCUCAACGGCGCUUUCGGCUUCAACUUGUCAACGCUGCUCGAGGAUAUGACGCAAUACGGCAAAAAGGUCCGAGAAUUGAACAGAAAACUCGUGUCUACGGGCGUCACGUCCUACGUUCCUACACUCACUAGCCAAAAGCCAGAGCUCUAUCAAGGGGCCCUGCCUUAUCUCGGCGCAUCAGGAGGCUUACAAGCCGCUCACGACGGAGCCGAAUCGCUCGGCGCCCACGUGGAGGGCCCAUUCCUGAACCCCACCAAGAACGGCAUUCACAACGUCGACGUCCUGCAGCAAGCAGAGACCUUUGACGACCUGGUCAGAUGCUACGGCGCCGACAACAUCGAGCCCAGCGCGGCCAACGGCGGCGUCAUCCCGAUCAAGAUGAUCACGGCGGCGCCGGAACGGGGCAACAUGACAAAGAUUAUUCCCGAGCUGCGGGAAAGGGGCAUCAUCUACUCCAUCGGCCACUCGGAAGCGACGUACGAAGAUGCGUCGGCCGCGGUGGCCGCUGGCGCGACGAUGAUUACGCAUCUGUUCAACGCUAUGCGUCCUCUUCACCACCGUAACCCGGGCGUCUUUGGAGUGUUGGGGCUUGCGGAGAGCUUGGCGAGGCCGUACUUUGGCAUUAUUUCGGAUGGUAUCCAUCUCCAUCCGACGACGAUCAAGAUUGCGUUUAAUGCGCAUCCUGAUGGGUUUAUUCUGGUGACGGACGCUAUGCACAUGAUGGGCCUCGCGGAUGGCUCAUAUCAGUGGGUCAAUGGGGAGGAUGUGAAUAACAUCAUCAAGGUUGGCUCCACGCUUUUGCUGGAGGGCACCAACACGAUUGCUGGAAGUGCCGUCACGCUGAUGGAAUGCGUGAACAACUUCCUUCGAUGGUCCGGCACGGGUAUCCCCAAGGCAUUAAAGGCCGUCACUGCGACGCCCGCAGCCAUGCUUGGUCUCCAAGGCGUCAAGGGUUCCUUGGAAGACGGAGCGGACGCCGACUUGGUCAUCUUCUCUGAAGAGAUCAGAGGGGGCGCGACUCAGCUGGUAGUUGACGAGGUCUGGAAGUCCGGGGCGUUGGUAUCCAGCAGGAAGGAUGAUCAAUCGCCGAUUACGCCAUAGAACGACGAACUGCACGAAGUACACGAGUCAAGAUUCUGGGGAUAAGUACCAAACAGGGAAGACACAUCGUAAGAGAAGAGAGAAGAACAGGGUCGGGCCCUACAAUAGACUGUAUACUCAUAGAGCUAGCUGCCAUCCGAACUUGAUGGUGUAAAUGGAUACGUACUAGAUAAAGUCUCCAAGAUGGCUGGGGCUGGUUACUGGUAACACUAAGUAAAGAGGGCCUCGCUUAGUCCUGGCCAGAUUUUGGUUGACUCUUUUGCUAGAGGAUGGUUGCACAACAUCGACGUAGAUUAAUUAGGUAGACGCCGGCAUUCGGCCACGGGUUAAAGAUUUCUUAAUGAUGCAUGAGGUUGCC